ACUGAAUCAAUGAAUUUCAUGCACUAUAAAUAGUGUUUGCUGAUCCUGAACACUUGGGAAAAGAAGGACAAGGUUUAAAAGGGCAAGGAAUGACAUUUUAAAUGAUGAAGGACAAAUGUGCUGAUGAAUAAUAAGAAACUGUAAGCUGUAGCAUUUAAGGAAUCAACAGAAUUGAACUAGCUGCUCAGAUAAGCAGACAAAAGGCCUUCACUUGAAAUCAUUUUUAAAUUAACUGAUUAAUAUUAAUUUUUUACUAAAAGUUUAGUGGGUCCCCUUAGCCACAGCCCACCGUGUUCCCACUGUGGAGUCAAAUCCCAGCUUGUUGUCCGGCCAUGAGUCUGUUGGAAGACUUGUAAAUAAACUAUUGCAGUCCCUACUGGUAACAGAGUGAUAUGGCACACAGUUAUUGCUGGAUCUGCUCAAUGCAGAAGUAAUUUAAAAGUGUUUUAGCACCUCAGUGACCAAAAUCAAGAUUAAUAUUCAUUUUUUUCUUUCUUAGCCAAUAUUAAAAACUCUACAGGGAUUUUCUACAACAUGAAGCAACAGCAGAUGCUCUUUUGCACAAGCUGAACCUUUUUGUUCAAGAACAAAUGACUGUGGGUUACAAGAAAGUCUUUGGUUCGGGUACAAGACUUUAUGUGACAGGUUCACAGGUUAAGUCACCAAAGUUGUAUGGAUACCUACCGUCAAAAAAAUACAUUGACAAACAUGACAAACAGACAAUGUUAUGCCAGGCAAGUGGCAUGUUUCCUGACUUGGUGAAAUUCACAUGGAAAAAAAAGAGCGAAACAGGAGACUGGACGGAUGUACCAGAGGAAAAUGUUGUGGAACAGAAUAACAAAAAUGCAGUCACUGUGACAAGUAUGAUGAUUAUAGAUAAAAACACGGCCGAAAACAACGACUACCAAUGCAUUGUUGCCCAUGAGGGAAACACUGAUAAACCCCAAACUCUUGAAAUGAAGAGAGAAGACAGUAACCCAUCAAAAGAAUCUAAAGUUGAUCAGAACCCACCAACAUGUGCACCCAGCACUGAGGAGACCAUAAAAAAGCAAAUAUCAGGAGAUUCAGAGCAAAUACCCAGUAUGUUCCUGUUUGUCUACGCAUAUGGUGUCAUGCUCAUGAAGAACGGAAUAUAUUUUUGUGCUGUGUCUAUCUUUCUAUUAAAGCGAAAAGCUGGAAGAAAGAAAGACGAAAGCUCUUAGAGAUUUAAUGCUAAGAUAAGAUAAAUAUCAAGCAAGCAAAGGUUUAUUAUAUUUCGCUGACUAAAGCAUAGAUGCAUAUCUAUAUAUUAUCUCUGCUUAACCGUAUUGCUUUUAAAUUCGUUGUAGAUCUGCUUUGCAACAUUUAUUUUUGUAUCUUUGAAAUGCAAUAUUUAGAUUUUUAAAAAUGUGUA
This is a messenger RNA of Sinocyclocheilus rhinocerous, 1393 nucleotides long. RefSeq lists its product as uncharacterized. The transcript has 4 exons. Bases 591 to 1202 code for a protein of 203 amino acids. The record is from RefSeq and is a predicted model, not a curated record. Lineage: Eukaryota; Metazoa; Chordata; Actinopteri; Cypriniformes; Cyprinidae.